This is a messenger RNA of Manihot esculenta (cassava), 2100 nucleotides long. Its product is annotated as DNA-directed RNA polymerase I subunit rpa49. Gene Ontology annotation, biological process: transcription elongation by RNA polymerase I; nucleolar large rRNA transcription by RNA polymerase I; RNA polymerase I preinitiation complex assembly. The transcript has 4 exons. The record is from RefSeq and is a predicted model, not a curated record. The coding region runs from base 378 to 1880 and encodes 500 amino acids. Gene Ontology annotation, cellular component: RNA polymerase I complex. Gene Ontology annotation, molecular function: DNA binding. NCBI's taxonomy places the organism in Eukaryota, Viridiplantae, Streptophyta, Magnoliopsida, Malpighiales, Euphorbiaceae.
UCUCUCCCGAUGUUAAUGCGGUUCAAGUGGAAUCCUGGCAUCUCAAAAUCCUAUAAGACUUCUAUUGAGCGGUUUUUUCCUCGUCCCCAAGUUUUACUCGUUUAUAAUUUUCUGUUUGGUGGCCGAGAAUGAUAAGGGAAGUAAAAGGAAGAAGAAAAGUUUGUUAUUUACUUCCAUAACAACCCUCUGCUUUUGCGUCCUUCCACAAAACUUGGGUGUUUUUGCAGUGGCUUAGCUCACUCCAAUUUGAUUACGUGCUUUAAAGACGUGAUUUUUAUGCGAGCGUGCAAUAGCCCAGCUUGGUAGUGAGGCAAUAAUUUCCUUACGAUUAUUGAGUUGUAUUCACUGGUUGUGUUGCUGAGAAUUAGAAGUCUAUAAUGGGGUUGGAUUUAGAGGCACAGUUAGCUGACCCAAAAGCUAGAAGCCAAGCAUCGCCUCAUAAGAAAGCAAAAAAGGAAGAGUGGGAGAACACUGAAGCGAUUAGGAGCCAAGAAUCACCACAAACAGCAACCCAGAAAUCUAAAAAGAAGAUAAACAGGGAGGAAGAGGAAAACAAUGAUGGGACGGUCCUAAUCCAAAAUGAGCAGCCACUCGCCAGUGAUGAACCUAAUGAGCAACCACCUGUCUGUGUAAAAUUCGAAGUCAUCUAUGACCAUUCUGACAAAACCCCGCCUAUAGUUGGAUAUUUCCCUUCUGGGUAUAAGCCCCAUAAUUAUAAUGGAUAUAACAAUAAUGAAGAAAACCUAUCACCACCACCACAUCCACCAACUGUCAGCUUUUAUAGGAGUGCUCAACGGAUCAAGAUUGAGAAAAGCUUCAGUGAAAAGAAUGAUAAACGGAGUAGUUCAGAAAGGAUGGAACUUGUUGUCAGUCCUGAUGGGUCCAAUGUGAAUUUUGUGGGUAAGAACUAUAAAGGUGAGGCAAUGGCAGCUCAGUUGUGCACUUAUGCACUUGGGGUUCUUGAUAAGAAUACUCAGACUUUGAAGAUAAUGCCCAUUGCUGGAAAUAAGAUAUUCAGAUUGGAACCAAAAGUUCGAGGAUUAGACACUGCUGAUAAGGAGCCUUCAUGUAUGGAAAAUGAGGAAGCUAGUGAAGAAAACAAGGCAGAUAAGAUAAUGGCGCUUAAUGUUAAGUAUGGAUCAAAGAGAUCUAUAGUCCAGUAUAAAAAAGCACAGGCUCUGAAGCAGGGAGAUGAUCCUGAAUCUCAGAAAGAUUUGAGCAAGAAAAUUGAUAAUAUUGUGGUUAACAAGGAGGCUCUUGAAAGUGCAAGCACCCAUAUUGCUCGAAAUAUUCCACCUCAUAACUCUUCUGCCACCACUCCUCAGGAGGCUUAUCCGUUGAACAGAAUUAUUCUUACAGGAGAGAGGGAUUUCCUUGAAGAUGUUUAUGAGAUUUUGCAAGUGGGGACCGAAGCCAGGAGCAAUGCUUACCCAACUUUUGUUCGCAAUAGAAUCCACAAAUUACUGGAAAUUCAGGAUGAAGCGGAGAAGAAAACACUUUCUCGCAUUUUCUCUUAUAUUACUCAUCUUAUAAAGUUUAAAGAUCUCCAUUCUUUGGAUGGUGCAUCCUCAGCAAAGAGCCACAAAAUUCCAAGCAUUCUUCGACAGAAGUUUGUGGAGAUGUUUACUCCAGAAUCAAGAAGACUGCCAGUUGAGAAAAUUGAUCUUCUCAUUAGUUAUAUCCUAGUGCUAACUCUACAUGCCGAUGACUUCCGGACCAAUCCGACAGAUAUUGCCAAAGAUCUGAAAGUUAGUUCUGUGAGCUUAAGAGUGCAUUUUGCGAAUUUGGGUUGCAAGCUUGUACGUGAAAACAAGUUGUCAUUGGCAACUCUUCCUGUUCCUCUCAAGUUCCCAACGCAGAGGCAGAAACAAAGACGCUAGAUGGAAUAAGAGAAUAUGCAAAAAGAUUUUUGUCCGACAGAAAUUAGCCCCAUGCUGUGUGAAGCUGGAGCUCCCAGCGUGUGGGGACAAGUAACCUUAUUUAUCUUUAAAAAUUAUGUUCUAUUAAUAUACAUAUCUUUGAAAGUUAUGUCUUGGUUGUCACUCUAUUCUUGUGUGGAAAAUAUAUAAUUCAAACUUUUGCUUGUUAUAUGCAAUUAUU